Colletotrichum truncatum is the source of this 573-nucleotide messenger RNA. RefSeq lists its product as uncharacterized. The record is from RefSeq and is a predicted model, not a curated record. Lineage: Eukaryota; Fungi; Ascomycota; Sordariomycetes; Glomerellales; Glomerellaceae.
AUGGCGACAUCUCGGGGACGCAAAGACCGCUUGUUACCAUCAGAUGGAUGGCCACAAAUACCAACGGACAUUGACUUCGAAGUAGGAGCCUUGGGAGGUAGAACGCAUGCAAUGGACACUCUCGCAGGCAAUAUACAAUUUCAGAAAACGCCUGUUAGUAAAGAAAAGAGACUAGAGGAGCUUACCCGCGAGGUAGGUCGUCUUCGGCAUGAGCUUGACUACUGGAGAAGCCUCGCCAACAGGCGCUCAUCUCUCAUGACAUCUCUCGAUACAAUCGCCCAACAACUAAUCGGUAUUGUCGAUUCUUUUGAUCGUGAGACAAAAAUGUCUCAUACCGAGUGGAUGCAAGAAGCGGAAAUCGGUGUCGGUAGGCGUUUGUUCCCCAAGGGGGACCGAUGUGAUGGCCCCGCCCCUGGUCAGAACAUCCGGCAAGGACCAAACGAGGAAAUCCCAGAAAGCAUUACCUUUGCUCCCGUCAGGACCAGCGAUAAGCAGUAUGACUUCCAAAUCGUAGAUGCUAAGAACAAUAAGAUAAUGUCAAUACCGGGGAGGUCGCGGCACAACUGGCUGUAA